AAAAAGGCAAAAACAUACAACACAGGGGAUUCCCCAGUCGUCACCGACCUGAGUACUAAUCCUGCGGUCAGUAGCUUAUCUAGGGGAGAGCGGACGGGAUCCCGAGUUGUCUACUGCCUAUGGUCGUAUGUGGUGGCUAGCAGUCGAAGGUCAGGCUUAAGUCUGGUGUUGCUGUGCAAGCUGCUGCUUGUGAGUUGCGGAUGGCCAGCCGGUCACCGAACGGUGGAAGAAACUUCGUCCGUUGACAGACGCAAUUUAAGGAGGAGUCAGACAAUUGCAAUUACCUUUGUUGUUCAUUUGGACCAGAGACACACCAAUUACGCAGUUGCCGAGUAA
Messenger RNA from Thermothielavioides terrestris NRRL 8126, 336 nucleotides. RefSeq lists its product as uncharacterized. The record is from RefSeq and is a predicted model, not a curated record. NCBI's taxonomy places the organism in Eukaryota, Fungi, Ascomycota, Sordariomycetes, Sordariales, Chaetomiaceae. The annotation marks the transcript as partial. The transcript has a single exon.